This is a messenger RNA of Phytophthora sojae, 666 nucleotides long. RefSeq lists its product as hypothetical. The transcript has a single exon. Lineage: Eukaryota; Oomycota; Peronosporomycetes; Peronosporales; Peronosporaceae. The record is from RefSeq and is a predicted model, not a curated record. Bases 1 to 666 code for a protein of 221 amino acids.
AUGCCUUUUACUACUGCUCGUUUGUAUGUCCCUUUCGUUCAUCUUGAGAACCCUCAAGCUAUUAUCUCUAAGCCGGUUAAGAAGGUUCGCUACAAUGAUUGCUACGCACAGUGGUUUUACCAGCGUGCUGGUAUUGGUAAGUCCUCGACUCAACUAAAUGCUUCUUUCGAUUUACAGCUGUCGGCAAGUGUUAAAAACGCGAAAUAUGUUGUGCUUUUACCAUUCGCGGAACAGACAAACAACUUUGCCUCUGCUACUGUUCAGCAGUUCCAGAGCCCCUUCGAUAGCUCUCCAUACACGCUUCAGCCCGGGUCGUCGAUUCGCAACUUUAACGUUCGUAUUGGCUCGACUCAGGUGUUCGAUAUCAGUCAUGACUAUGAUUUCCACCACUUUACCAACGAAAUUGCUAAGAUUUCAGCGAUUAACGGAGAUCUAACCCCUGAGCUCGUAAAUGGUCUACUUGACUAUCAGACGUGGUCGCUCACAAACCGCAUGCUUAUUGUCGAUGUCAGUCGCCUGACUGAGCGCGAUGUACCUCAGGCUAUUCAGAUCCAGGGUACGAACGCCGGAUGCCAAGGUGUGAAUAUGCUGAUCCUCGUAAUUAGCGAACAGGAACUAAUGUUCGAUAGACUAACCGGAGAGGUUCUAGACUUCACUACAGCGUAA